AGCUGCUCCUCAGUCUCCCUCCUCCUCCUCCUUCUCCACACCUUCAGCAGGACCUCCAAACCCCCUUCAGCUCCGGCAUCUCCCUCUUCUUCCUUUAAUGGCGUCAAAAAUCCGCCUUAAAUCGAGUGUAGCGCGGCCGGGGUAUGGCGGCGGUGUUCGGCUGAGCGCUGAAUCAGACGCGAUGACUCCGGUACAGAGCGCGUUCCGCCUCCUGCGCCUCUCCCCGCACAUCAUCUAACCCCCCAGCCGCGUCCUCCUCCCACUAUUACCGCCGAGCUGCAGCUCUCAGCCGCUGGAGAACCGAGGAAACCAACAGCCGAGGCUGCUGGAGACCAGCGAGGCGUGUUUUCUCCACUGUAACCUGGUUCUGCUGCAGGCUCCUUCUUCAUCGUCUCUGAAGUGCUCCAGGGCCCAGCGAGAGCUGCUCUCAGCCCUGCCAUGUCCCCCCCAGCCUCGGCUGCGACCGCCAGUGAGAGCAGCACCACCACGGCCUACGAGGACGACACGGACAGCCCCAGAGAGGAGCAGAGUCCUCUGAAACAGUCCCUGAGUAAGUCCCUGUGCAGAGAAGCCUUCUGGAAAUGCCUCUUGCUGUCCAUGCUCAUGUACGGAUGCAUGGGGGCCAUGGUGUGGUGUCAUGUCACCAAAGUGACCCGGCUAAGCUUCGAUACUGGCAACAAGAGAAAUUUCAUGACAUACCACGAUAGCCCCUGCUCCGAUGGCUAUAUCUACAUCCCCUUAGCGUUCCUGGUCAUGCUGUAUGUGGUGUACCUGGUGGAGUGCUGGCACUGCCAUGCCAGGAAUGAGCUGCAGUACAAAGUAGAUGUGGAAGGAAUCUAUGAAAGAGUGCAGAGAAUGCAACAGUCCAAGCCCUGUAUCUGGUGGAAGGCCAUCAGCUACCAUUACGUGCGGCGAACACGGCAGGUGACACGCUACCGCAACGGCGAUGCCUACACCACUACUCAGGUGUACCACGAAAGGGUGAACACGCAUGUGGCUGAAGCAGAAUUCGACUACGGCCAUUGUGGGGUGAAGGACGUUUCCAAGCAGUUGGUUGGCUUGGAUAAGUCAGCGAUCACCAAACUGAGGUUCACUAAGUGCUUUAGCUUUGCUAAUGUGGAGUCUGAGAACUCCUACCUAACUCAGCGGGCGAGGUUCUUCACCGAUAACGAGGGUCUUGAUGAUUAUAUGGAGGCCCGUGAGGGGAUGCACCUGAAGAAUGUAGACUUCAAAGAGUACAUGAUUGCCUUCUCGAACCCUGACAACCACCCGUGGUACGUCUCGAACUACGUCUUUUGGACAGCCGCCUUCCUCACGUUCUCCUGGCCCUUGAGGGUUCUGACCGAGUACCGAACAGCGUACGUCCACUACAGAGUGGAGAAACUUUUUGGGGUCGACUACAUCCCGGUUACACCUUGUGAAGAACACCCGUACUGCAGACGCAUCCCUCGAGUGAACACCAUUGACAGCACUGAGCUUGAAUGGCACAUUCGCUCCAAUCAGCAGUUGGUGCCAAGCUACUCUGAAGCAGGUUUGAUGGACCUUGCUCAAUGUUCUGGAGGUUUUAGACAGAACUGCGAGCGCUGCCACCGUGCCAUCAGUAGCUCCUCCGUAUUCUCCCGUAGCGCUCUCAGCAUCUGCAACGGGAGCCCUCGCGUCCCGUUUAGCGGCAGCCGCUUCUCACUGGGGCGGCUGUACGGCUCACGCCGAAGCUGCUUCUGGAGGAGUGGAAGCGGCAGUCUGGACGAACCUGAAAGCCCCAGCGAGAACACCCGGUGCCUAUCCGGCCACAUUACUACUGCAGAGGAUGACCCUCCACCAUACCAAGAUGCCCUUUGCUUCCCCGUUCUCAUUGUCCACUGCAGUGAGAGCUGCCCCAACCACCGCUCCUUCCACAGAAAUGGCUCAUGUGUGGAGACCUCCUUAUGAGGUUCAUUGACUCGUAGCUGAUGGACAGAUGGACAGAAACAGGCGCAAAUCAAUGCGGAUAAAGAAUCCAGUGCUGAACUAAAAAAAAAGAAGAAGAAUUGCAUCUUGGAAAACAAGACAAAUCCUGUCUCUCAGGAAUCAUGGAGUCCAUGACCCAGUACUUGCAGCCUUCAGCCUGUCAAGGGAACGGUGCUUUGCUCUAAAGCAGACCCUGUUUGUGCUCAUGUUGAACUAAGAAUGUCCUCAACACUGUAUUUACCAAAACGGAAUCUGAAUACUCUACUUGUGUUUCCACGCUAGUCAUCACAUUUGUAGCAAUAAUCAAAAUACAUCAUUGUGUUUGUCUUUUGUUAGAAGUAAAAGUUUUUUUGUAUUUACAUUGUCCUUAUACAGAUACAGGAUUCUUACAAGAUGUUUGACGUUAAAUGUUGAAUUAGAGUACGAAUCUCGGGUCUCAGGUGAAGCCUGAGAGAGCACAGUUGGCCAUGCUAUGCUAUGCUCUGUCUGGGUGGGUAGAUGACACUCUUCCCUCAUUACUCCCAUUGAGAUGGCACAGGCUUCUGUUGGCUGAUAUAUCAGAGCUGGGGAUCUGAUGCUUUCCUCUGAGUGUGUUGGCUGCUCAGAGAUGCUGUGCUGGUGGAAGUUGAAAAGUUCCAAAAGAGGCAGUGGCUGACUUCACAUGUAUCAGAGGAGGCAUUUAAUUGGGAGAAAAUUGAUUUGAAAUUGAAAAAAAAUGUUGAUAUGGAGGACCAAGCCUUUAUUUACAAAGCUAAAAUCCUCUCAGUGUACUUGUACAAUGAACUGAGCAUUUAACUCCGACCCCAAAGUUUUAUCCUACCAAGCAACUGCAACUUUACUUUCCGACCAUAUUGCACUCAAGGUCACGUGAACCGAACCACCAGAAUUCAGCAAGAAUGUUAUCCAGUUUAUUUGCAAAAAGAUUUGAUGUACAGUAUAGUGUCAUAUUCCAUAGAACAAUAUUUGUGGUUUACACCCAUAUAAGAAAGACCACAUAUUGUAUACAAGAGAGAAUUGUCUGUUGUGAGUACUUUCAAUGUGAUGUAACUUGGUAAUGCACUAUCUAUGGUAUACUACUACAAACAUUCUGUCUAAUAAUAGUUCUGUAUGCUACACCAGAUAUUUACAACAGCUGAGAAAAAUAUUCUACAUUUCAGGCUAUGCAACAAUUAACCUCUGGUAUGGUAUGCCAUUCAGCUGUAUAUACAGUAUAACUUCAAAAGGAAUGUAUGACUGUUGUAUCUUUUUAUAAAUGCUUAUAUGUAGUCAUUGUAGUACUAGACCAACCCAAUAUCGGGUUUUGGUUGAAGACUGUUGAAUUGAAUUGUGAAGGUUUGGACUUUUUAAGCACAGGAACGUUUGGUGCACGUUUAUGAAGGAAGAUUUGCCGUUCUCAGUGGGUUUGUGAUUCUGCAGGAUGGAAAAUGGAAGUUUUUGGACAAGUGCAUUACAAAGCACAUAGCACACUACAAACUUUCUGCCCUUACAACACUGAAAUCAAGUGAUACCGUUUUGAACUGCCAUUUUAAUUUUAAUAUAUAACCCACACAGUAGUUAAGCUUUGUAUACUCUAUAGCAGGAACCUAUGGUAUACGACCAGUUCCACUUUUGUCACAAUUUAAAUUUGAUGUAAUAUGAAAACUAUGGGAUGGACUUCAGCUCCCGAGAUGCUAAACAUUCCAAAGGCAUUUUCCCAAAUUUAAAUAGAUUAUAUAUUAAGAUAUAUGAUAUAUAGACCUGUGGUUCUUUGCCUGUGGUGUCUAAAAGUAACCUGUUAAAGCUAUAUGGUGUUCUACAACUUUUUAAAUGGCCUAAAUAUAUGAUGUAUCACAAGUUUACUGAUUUGAAUGGGGAAGAAUACACAAUGUUGCCUUUAUGUAGCACACACACACACACAAUAAAACAUUGGUAUGAUGUCACGUAUGUUGACAGUAUACUCACUCAAUAAAUCAUUUGUGUACUCAUGUAUUGUUGAAGUGACUGACAUGUGAAAAGUAU
This is a messenger RNA of Astyanax mexicanus (Mexican tetra), 3945 nucleotides long. RefSeq names its product transmembrane protein 151Bb (gene tmem151bb). The coding region runs from base 439 to 1929 and encodes 496 amino acids. The record is from RefSeq and is a predicted model, not a curated record. Lineage: Eukaryota; Metazoa; Chordata; Actinopteri; Characiformes; Acestrorhamphidae. The transcript has 2 exons.